AUGCAAGAGAUGUUUUCAAUGUAUAUUGAAAGUCGGAGUCAACUCGCGUUCAUCGAGUUGUAUGUUGAGUUUGAGCAAUCUGAGGCCGACCGGAAUAUUCUACGGGAAGAUUACAACAGCGAUAGCGAAGAAGAGUUCGAAAGCAACUACGAAAUUGUUGUUCCAGAUGGAGAUGAAGAUCAAGGUGACGGAGCUGUGGCUCCGGAUGUGUCAGAUGUGGCAAAUGCACUUGCAAACGAAAUGCCGUUUCAGGAGCCAUCAUUCUGCGAGUUUUGGAUCUGGAAGCCAUGCAUGUUCCGGAGUUUCCGGAUUAUACCACUGCAAGUACAAAUUCCUUUUAUCGCAGAUGGUGAAUUUGCCGUUGGGAUGGAAUUCAGUUCAAGGGAAGGUGUUAUUAAGGCGAUAAAAGAGUAUACCAUACGAAGAAGCGUAGACUAUCGGGUGUAUGAGUUUGAGCCGUUGACAUUUUACGCUAAGUGUACACAGUAUGGGUCAGGGUGUGAUUGGCUUAUCCGGGUUAGCAUGAUUAGCCGGAAGUAUUGUUGGGUUAUAAGGAGGUAUAAUGGCAGUCACACAUGUACGAGAGCAACAAUUUCUCAGGAUCAUUCGAAGUUGGAUUCGAAUACAAUUGCAGAGGCAAUAAAGCCAUUGGUUGAGGCUGACCCCGCCAUAAAGGUGAAAUCGGUUAUAGCAGAGGUACAAUCGAAGUUCAACUAUACCGUUAGUUAUCGGAAAGCAUGGUUGGCUAAGCAAAAGGCAGUGGAAAAAAUAUUUAGAGGCUGGGAAGCAUCGUACGAAGCCUUGCCUAUAUGGUUUGAGGCCAUGUGUCAUAAGGAGCCAUCAGCUGUUGUUCAUUUUGAGACUAUGCCUGCAUAUCAAGUGGAUGGGACACACUUGUAUGGAAAGUACAAGGGUUUUCUACUAGUGGCCGUUUCACAAGAUGGCAAUAACAAUAUCGUCCCAAUUGCGUUCACUAUUGUGGAAGGAGAGACUUCUGAUGCAUGGUACUUUUUCCUUAGUAACCUUCGUCAGCAUGUUGUAACUCGGGAUGGUGUGGGACUGAUAUCCGACCGUCAUGAAUCCAUAAAUGCCGCUGUGGAAAGGAGUAACGGUGCUUGGUCACUUCCAAGAGCUUUCCAUAUGUUUUGCAUAAGGCAUAUAGAAUCCAAUUUUCUUAGAAAAUUCAAGGCGCUGUACCUGCAGAAACUCGUCGUCAAUUUAGGAUAUUCAAAGACGGUGCGGGAGUAUGAAAUACGAUACCAGCGUUUACGAGAACGGGGCGAGACCUACACUAACUGGUUAAACCGAAUCUCCCGCGAACAGUACGCGUUGGCUUUUGAUGGUGGAUAUCGAUGGGGUCAUAUGACGACGAAUCUAGUGGAAUGCAUCAACUCAGUAUUGAAGGGUGCUCGCAAUCUACCCGUUACUGCCCUUGUGAAGGCAACAUUUUACAGACUUAACGAGUUGUUCACACGAAAAAGAGCGGAGGCAGAAGAUCGGAUUAAUGCUGGGCAUGUGUUUUCUGAUAUUGUUACCUCGAAGUUGCAUGCAAACCAACUUGCAUCAGGAAACAUACAGGUUAGUUGUUUUGACCGGCAGAAUGAGGUGUUUGAGGUGCGUGAGAUGCCAAGUGAACUGGAGUUUGCAGUCGACCUACGAGGCCUUCGAUGUGAUUGUGGUGAGUUCCAGGUGGAUAGAAUCCCUUGUCGACAUGUGUUCGCUUGUUGUGCCAACCAGCGACUAGACUGGCAACUAUAUGUGCAUGACGUGUAUAAAAUGGAUCAAGUUCGGCGGGUGUACCGAGCAAGGUUUAGGCCACUAGGUAAUCCUACUACAUGGCCUGCUUACAAUGGACCUCGGUUCAUCCCAAAUCCAUUCUUGAGACUAGUGGCGAAAGGUCGCCCCAGAAUGACGCGCUUCUUGAAUGAGAUGGACACGCGUAUGUUACGUCGGCCUAGACGAUGUAGGCUGUGUGGAGCUGAGGGACACAGCCAUAGCAGAUGCCGUCAGUCCGGUGGUGCAAAUGCCGGCGGAGAAGAUCAGUAG
Molecule: messenger RNA, 2046 nt
Organism: Arachis stenosperma
Lineage: Eukaryota; Viridiplantae; Streptophyta; Magnoliopsida; Fabales; Fabaceae
Exons: 4
Coding region: 1-2046 (681 amino acids)
Molecular function (GO): zinc ion binding
Source: RefSeq, a predicted model, not a curated record